Acanthopagrus latus (yellowfin seabream) is the source of this 1579-nucleotide messenger RNA. RefSeq names its product probable 2-ketogluconate reductase. The record is from RefSeq and is a predicted model, not a curated record. Gene Ontology annotation, molecular function: NAD binding; hydroxypyruvate reductase [NAD(P)H] activity; glyoxylate reductase (NADPH) activity. Lineage: Eukaryota; Metazoa; Chordata; Actinopteri; Spariformes; Sparidae. The transcript is spliced from 8 exons. Bases 150 to 1265 code for a protein of 371 amino acids. Gene Ontology annotation, cellular component: cytosol.
ACGUAGACAGCCCUCUGGUUCAUAGCCUCUUAAGUUUGAUUUAAAGCAAGUGGGAGGUCAAACAUUAAUCAAGUCCAGCUGAAUGUCUUCUUCUUAAACCCAGUGUCUACUCCUCAUAAGUCAGGAAACAGCAGGCUUUCAGUUGCAGAAUGCAGUGUGUAUGCUUUGCACAGUGUGUGAGGAGACUGUGGCGUCCAGCACAAGCGCGCCGGCUUCUUAAAGUGACAGAGCUGCACAGAUCUGUACGUCAGCUGCAACACACAAAGAGAAAUCAGUGUCAGGUAAUGGAGGACAACAAGCCGUGGGCUCUGAUCUCAGAGGUGGGCGACGAAGGUUUCACCGAAGAUGUCACUGACAUUCUGAGGAGACACUUCCAUAUCGUCCCCCACAAGGACCUGCUUCAAAACCCCCUGCUGUACGGGCCUAAAAUCCAGGCCAUGUUUCUGUGGAACGCACUUCCACUGGUCGAGCCCUCGUUGCUCAGCUCGCUUCCCUCGCUGAAGGUGGUCGUCAACGGAGGGGUGGGCAUCGACCACCUGGACGUGCCGUACAUCAACAGCGUCGGAGUGAAGGUGACCAACACGCCUGGCGUGGUGAGCGACGCCACCGCGGAUAUGGCGCUGGGUCUGCUUCUGGCAUCAGCUAGGACUAUUCUUGAAGGUCACCGAAUCGCUGUGGACCCCAAGACCACCCGUAUACCACAAACGCUGAUUGGAGUUGAAGUCUCGGGGUCGACUAUGGGGAUUAUUGGAAUGGGACACAUUGGUCACAAAAUUGCUCAAAGAGGCAAAGGAUUUGACAUGAAGAUCCUGUACCACAACAGGAGUAGGAGGAGUGUUGAGGAUGAGCAGGCAGUCGGGGCGACUUACUGUAAGAACAUGGACGACCUGCUGAGAGAGUCGGACUUCGUGGUGCUGGCGGUCAAUCUCACCCCCGAGUCCAGAGGCCUGAUCAGCCACAGAGAGCUGUCCCUCAUGAAACCCACCGCAACGCUGGUCAACAUCAGCAGAGGUCUGGUUGUGGACCAGGACGCUCUAGUGAAAGCUCUGCAGACUGGGACCAUUCGCGCGGCAGCGUUAGACGUGACUCACCCUGAACCUUUACCGAGAGAUCAUCCUCUUCUCAGCCUUCCUAAUGUGCUGAUCACCCCUCACAUCGGCACCAACACUUACACCACAAUCCGAAAGAUGGUGCAGAUGAUGGUAGAAAACGCUCUGGCUGCACUGAAAGGUCAACCUCUUCCCAAUGAAGUCAAGCCAAAAUGACCUCACUCACUGAUGGUACCCCAUCUGUCAGGAGUAAAAAGUGUUUGAUCUUUUAACAUUUCUUUUUCAAGAAGUAGGUUUGGUUGUGUGUUGUUCUGUCUAAUAAUCUGCCAUAAUCGGUGCUAAAAACAUGAUUAAUUAUGCUAUGUUACGGUAAUUAAUGUGUCUGUCUGUAAACAGUGUUGAGGAUAAGUUCAUGGGUGAUCUCAACGUUUGAUGGUAGCUUCGCAGCUUUGUUUUGAUUGAACGACUGUUACACUAAGAUUCAAAAUUUGUGAACCACGUUUUGAAUAGUAAAACUACGUCAAAUGUAA